This is a messenger RNA of Helicoverpa armigera (cotton bollworm), 2378 nucleotides long. Its product is annotated as acid sphingomyelinase-like phosphodiesterase 3a. NCBI's taxonomy places the organism in Eukaryota, Metazoa, Arthropoda, Insecta, Lepidoptera, Noctuidae. The coding region runs from base 209 to 1561 and encodes 450 amino acids. Gene Ontology annotation, molecular function: phosphoric diester hydrolase activity. The transcript is spliced from 10 exons. The record is from RefSeq and is a predicted model, not a curated record.
CCACCGACUGUCGUGGCGUGCGGACGUCGUGUCGGCUGAGUAAAGAUACGCUUGUCGGUCGUACGUUUGUGUAGUGGUGUUCGUGUUCGUGUUUUGUGAUUGACUAUGAGGACAUAAAUGGUGUUUGGUUCGGAAGAUUUUAGGACGUAAUUAGAUAAAACAAAGUGGUGUACAGUGAAAAUGCGAGUGACUUAGUGAAGUGUUCAAUAUGAAGACCUCUAGUUUGGUGCUGACACUCAUUUGUGUCAUCUCGCUGACCUGCACGCAUGCCAAAACUGGAUACUUUUGGCACAUAACAGACUUCCACUAUGACCCCCUCUACACAUCACAAGGCGACACUAGAAGACAUUGUCGAAGAGCUGACGAACGGGGCAGCUCAGGCCACCACCGGGCGCUGGGCCGCUUUGGAGACUACUCGUGUGACAGCUCGCUGGAGCUGAUCGAGUCAGCUGCGCGGUAUAUGCGCACGAGGCAUUCUGAGAACGUCGAGUUCGUGUUAUGGACUGGCGACAUCAUCGCAGCCCGCUACACAGGGAAUGAGGACGACAAGAUUCAAGCCAUCAGAAACAUGACGGAACUGCUCAGCAGGACAUUCAGUUCCCACUUCGUGUUCCCAGUGCUGGGUCACCUUGACCCGGCGCCGUCAGAGAGCCUGACUAACAUGUGGAUGCACUGGCUGCCUUUGGAGGCGUUGCAGACUUUUAAAUAUGGUGGUUACUACACGAUAGAGCAGAAACAGAGCAAGCUUCGAAUAGUGGCGCUGAACACGAAUUUGUUCAGCGUCCGGGAUUCGAACAGCCCGCAAGCCAAGAAACAGUGGGAGUGGCUGGAUUCCGUGCUAGAAAAAUCUAUCACUAAUAAAGAAAUGGUUUACAUAGUAGGCCACGCAGCACCAGGAUCAGACUCCCGUCACCCCUACGAUAUGUCAGCAGACGCCAACGCUAAAUACCUACGCAUGGUCCGACGCCACGCCAAGAUUAUAGCUGGCCAGUUCUUCGGGCACCUCCAUGCUGACACCUUCCGAGUUAUCUAUGAUAAUGAUCGGCCAGUAUCGUGGACGUUCAUGGCUCCGUCAGUGAGUCCUCACCGCGACCCAGCCGACUCCUCCAACCCUGGACUCAGGCUGUACAAGUUUGACACCAAUACGGGGAAGGUGUUAGACUACACACAGUACUUCCUAGACCUGGCAGCAGCCAACAGGAACCUAGCAGAGUGGACGGCAGAGUACAACCUGACCCAGUACUAUGGGCUGCACGAGGUCUCUGCCAUGUCGCUGCACAAUCUUGCCGAUAAGCUGCAGAUUGGCACGCCGCAUGAGACCAAUAUAUUUCACAAGUACUUACGCGCGUACCGCGUUCGACACGAAAGCUCGGAGUCCUGCGAUGGUGCGUGCGCCCACCAGCACUUUUGCGCUAUAACGUGUUUAGAGCACGUUGCUUACCGUCAAUGCGUUGAAGCGGCUGCAAGCGCUUUAGCCGCUGCAGGGGACUCGGCACCGCUCACGUUACCGCUUUUCAAUACUUUAGCGUUUUUAAUCGCUUGUGUCAUCGUUGUUAUGUAAUUUUGUUUACAGGAAUGUUCUAGAAUAAUACUGUAUUUUAUGGAAGCGUGAACAUAAUAGGUUUAGUAACGUAUUUAUUUUAUUUAGGAUAUCAGAAAAAACUGAUAUUCUUUCUAGCAUUCAAGUGUUUAGGUUUCACUAAGGAGGCUUAUUUCAAUAAAACAAAUGAACGUUUUUGUUUUCCAUAUUUAUCAAUCUUAUUUUCCCCGUCCAUGCUUGUUUGUCGAACUCAAUAAUACUUGUAUGCUCAUAAAUUUUUAAGGUAAAUUCACAAAGAAAAGUGGAAUUACAUAAAUUUUCGCUCAGACACGUGCUUCGAACACAUUGUGACGUCGAACGUUUGAAUGCCUCGGGCGUUUCCGCAUCGCUCAAUCCGAUUUGACGUAAAAAUAAUGUUCAUUUUUUUAUUGUGUAUUCAAAAAUUAUGUUAUUCUUUUUUCGUUUUAUUGUUUUAUAAAAGUUACUUUAGUAUUUUUUCUUGAAAUGUUUUAUGAAUUGAAUUUGGAAUAUUGGUUAUUCUAAAAUUGAAUUAUAUAGUAUUUUGAAUUGUAAUUAACACGGAAAAUGUGCAAGGAAUAAUAGAUAUCAUUAUUAUGCAUUUUUUUUAUGAAAAUGAUUUAAAAAAAUAUAUUAUGGAUAGCUCAAAAUGAAUGCCUAACUGGAUUUAUGAAACAAACGAUUUCUGUAUUAAUAAUAAUUUUCCAUUUAAAACUAAAGAUCUCAUAUUUGACAUGUAAAUAUAAAUGUGCUUCAAAAGUAUAAUAUAGGUAUUACAAGGCUACUUAAAAUUAAUUUGGGAGGCUUCGCAGAAGACUUA